CUUAAACAAUAUUAUAACUAGAGAUCGGAUAGUAUUUCAGUAGAACCCUUUAGUUAUUAGAGAUCAUAAAAGUUCCAAAGGCUGCCAUCGUGAACCGCACUAAAAUAGGGGCAUGCGAGGUCACGUGAUACGCCAUCCCCGACGAGCUCAUUCAGCUUGACCUGAAUCCUUUGGCGGAAUUCCGACAGAAAAAUAACAUUUGCAUUUUAGAAUAAAUAUGACAAAACUAUCCCGUUAUUGAAGCUGUUUUGUGAACAGUUGCAAAAAAAAAAAAAAUCCUCCGAUCGAAACGCCAUGGUUUCUUACAGCCAGAUCAAAGCCUCCAAUGUCCUAAUCACCGACGGCCCACGUGUCUCGGUGUUCGUCGGUGGUACCUCCGGCAUCGGAAACUACACGGCGCGGGCCCUAGUUUCGACCGGUGCGAGUGUGAGAGUAUACAUCAUCGGACGCGAGAGCUCCGAGGCCCGUACACGCGCCUUUAUCGAGGAGCUGAAUGCCAUCAACCCCAAGGCCGAAAUCAUCUGGAUUGCAGGCGAAGUCUCUCUGCUCGCAGAAGUCACCAGGGUGUGCGGGAUUAUCAAGGAAAAGGAAUCACGCAUCGACUUGCUCUUUCUCACUACCGGAUAUGCGCCCGUCGGUGCGCGCGAGGACACCGCCGAGGGUAUCGAAAUUACGCAGACCCUCGCGUACUACUCGCGGAUGCUCUUCAUUGUGCAGCUCUUGCCCCUCCUUCACGAGGCCGAGAAUCCUAGGGUUAUCAGUGUGCUAGGUGGUGGCCUGGAGAGAACCUCAGGCAUUAUCCUGGAUGAUAUGGAAUUGAGGAAACCGUCCAAUUUCGGUCCUAUCAACGGACAGAUACACUGUGGUACAAUGAACACUGUGUUUAUGAACAAGCUGGCACGCGAAAAUCCUGAAGUCACCUUCUUUCAUUCCUGGCCGGGCUGGGUAAACACAGGCAAUGUGAACAGGGGCUAUGAGCCGAACUCGAAAUGGGCGUGGUUUGUCUGGCUCUUCCUCGAGCAUAUUAUUGAGCUGUUUGGUUUCAGUUACGAAGAGUCCGGACAGCGCUACUUGUUCCAGUGUACCAGUGCGGCUUACGGAGGUCAGGGUACUCCCUGGAACGGCAAGAUUGGUGUUAACACUAUGAAUGAGACGGGGAAAGGAUUGUUUCUCGUCAACUACAAAUGCGAUUGCACUCCCAACUCUAAGGUGGUUGCGGAGCUUCGACAGAAAGCGGAAGACAAAGUAUGGGACUACACGCAGGAGAUUUUUAAACGCUAUAUGUAGAUACAGAAGCAUUUGUCAAUUUAAUCACCCUGACCAACAAUGCCAUAACAAGAGCUUAUAACUAAGUCGCAAUGAUUCAUCAGCUACGACCGAACCAGUCAUUGAAAUCGACGAUAAAAAUGGAAUAGGGCGAUGACCACUCUGGCUAUUUCCGCCUGUUUGGUACGAGGAUUCAAGACUAUUACUCACUUUCAGGAAAUACAAGCUAAGCCGUCCCGUCAAAGAGCUCAGCGUCAAUUUUGCUGUU
Messenger RNA from Xylaria bambusicola, 1534 nucleotides. RefSeq lists its product as uncharacterized. The transcript has a single exon. Gene Ontology annotation, biological process: secondary metabolic process. The record is from RefSeq and is a predicted model, not a curated record. Bases 295 to 1287 code for a protein of 330 amino acids. NCBI's taxonomy places the organism in Eukaryota, Fungi, Ascomycota, Sordariomycetes, Xylariales, Xylariaceae.